Drepanopeziza brunnea f. sp. 'multigermtubi' MB_m1 is the source of this 372-nucleotide messenger RNA. RefSeq lists its product as uncharacterized. Lineage: Eukaryota; Fungi; Ascomycota; Leotiomycetes; Helotiales; Drepanopezizaceae. The record is from RefSeq and is a predicted model, not a curated record.
AUGGCACCAGCAAAGACCCCGUCAAAUGACCAGCAGGAGUUACCGGAGCUGGUAGAGCAUACGCCUCCUACGGAGUCCACUUCUGUUUCCGAAGAUAAUAAAUCCGAGCAGCAGACAACGACUGUCGCCGGGUCCUCUGCUCAGCCCAACAAGAAAGCCGCACUAACCCGUAUGUGGCGAGGAAAUUCAGCACCACGCCAUCUAUGGCUAGAAAAAUCAAAAUCAGAGCCUGUUACUUCUGCGGAACGAUCCGACGCUCCGCCAAAGGGGGUCCCGGCGAACCCAAGAUUUCCAGACCGGUGCCCUAGAUGCGGUGGGGACUUCCUGGGCCAAUGCUUCGCGUGCGGUUCGGGCACACAUUUUGGUUUCUGA